Molecule: messenger RNA, 1764 nt
Organism: Myxocyprinus asiaticus (Chinese sucker)
Lineage: Eukaryota; Metazoa; Chordata; Actinopteri; Cypriniformes; Catostomidae
Product: tetratricopeptide repeat protein 9A-like
Exons: 3
Coding region: 330-1040 (236 amino acids)
Molecular function (GO): protein binding
Source: RefSeq, a predicted model, not a curated record
CUCGCGGUUUGAAAUGCUGUCAUCAUCAUCCGUGAUGACAGCAUUUCUUAAGGGCAGCGCAAGCACGAUUGCAUCAAGCCGCAUGCUCACUCCCGUUUGAGUCAUUCGGUAAGAGCAGGACGUGCCUAGCCCUGUGCGUUCCGUUACACAAAAAGGAGAGGUGGGGAGGGAAUAUACCAUCAGGGAAUCCAUCUUUUACAGUAAAAGGAAAUAGCGUAGAGCGCGCUGAAAGACGCUACACACGAGGAUGCGAAGGCGCACAGAGCGGUAACAAGAAGCAGAUAGCGAACUCGAGACAUCUGCAUCCCCAUACAGUAGUUGGAUCGGUGAUGAGUGUGGACAAGGUUAGAUCUGAAGCAAUGCUCCGCAACAGAAACGGCGCGAUGAGCGUCAUGAGCAGCUCUACCGGUCAGUCACCGUGCGUCGUGCAGCCUCCCGGUAGCCGAAGCCGCGGAGACGCGCGCCACCCGCCGCACGCGCCCCAUCAGAGCGGAUCUGUGAAACCACAAAACGAGCCUGCAGAACUGGUGAAACGAGCGCUGGACUUCAAGACGCAGGGCACGCAGUGCUACAAGGAUAAAAAAUACCGCGAGGCCAUCGGGAAGUACCACCGCGCGCUGCUGGAAAUGAAGGGUCUCUGUCGCGUGCUAGGGGAUCCGGACACCAUCAAGUCCCCGUCAACCGUCCUGACGAGCAUCAGUAAAUCCAGCCUGACGGACGAGCAGAAAGGCGCGGUGGAGAACGCGGAGCUGGAGUGUUACAACAGCCUGGCAGCUUGUCUGUUGCAGAUGGAGCUGGUAAAUUAUGAACGAGUAAAAGAAUACUGUCUGAAGGUUUUGAGAAAAGAGGGCGAGAAUUUUAAAGCUCUGUAUCGCUCUGGUGUGGCGUAUUAUCACCUGGGAGACUUCAGCAAAGCCUUGCACUACCUGAAGGAGUCGCACAAACAACAGCCCUCAGACACUAAUGUCAUCCGCUACAUUCAGCUCACGGAAAUGAAGAUUCGCCGAAAUGCCCAGAGAGAGAAAUCUGAAGUUCUGUAAACAACUCCUGCAUUAUUAGCUUUCUGCUACAGACACCCCACACUCCCCUCAUCACACUCUCUGUGGAUGAUGUUUUGCAUUUCAUGGAAGACUUGAUUCCAGUGAGGGUCUGUCUCAGCUGACUUCCUGUCUCUGAAUUAGACUGAAGAGCUGAAUCAGGUGUGCUGUGCCCUUCUGUAGACUGUGGAGACCACAAAUGCCAUUUACUGAACUUUUUGAAGGAUUAAUUAUUAGUGGCAUACAAAGGUUUAGUUAUUAUUGUUUGAUUUUUUUCUUUCUUUCUUUCUAACAAACAAACAAACAGAUAAAACUGGUUUUGGUCUCACAGGGUGAUUGAAGUCUUAAGUUGUGCUCCACAGAACACACUUUGUAGAUCUUUUUGUGGCUGAUGUAACAGUUUCCAUUUGUAAAUGCAGCUUUUUUAGUUUUCAUAUUGUUUUUUGGAUCAUGAUGAUUCUGCUGUCAUGAUUCAGAAAUUCUAAAUCAGAGAUUCUGAUUCAGAACCUAACUGCCAACUAAACAGAUGUCACCAGUUUUUCUGUGAACACAUGAAGCUCCGACAUUUGAAGUGCAAUUAAGUGUCACUACCAGUGAACAUGAUGCCAACACUUAUCAUAUACAGCCUACUCUUCACGUAAAGGAAUAGUUCACCCAAAAAUGAAAAUUCUCUCAUCAUUUACUCACCCUCAUGCCAUCCCAGAUGUGUAUGACUUUAUUUUUUCUG